Molecule: messenger RNA, 465 nt
Organism: Phycomyces blakesleeanus NRRL 1555(-)
Lineage: Eukaryota; Fungi; Mucoromycota; Mucoromycetes; Mucorales; Phycomycetaceae
Exons: 2
Coding region: 1-465 (154 amino acids)
Cellular component (GO): extracellular region
Source: RefSeq, a predicted model, not a curated record
AUGGCCUCUGCUGCCCCUACCACCCCCAACUACAAGGCUCAUUCUGCCGAAGUCCUCAGAGUUCACAACAAGUAUCGUGCAAAGCACGGCGUUCCUGACCUCAAGUGGAGCACAACAUUGGCCAAGUAUGCCCAAGAAUGGUCCAGCAAGUGCGAGUUCCAACACAGCCAGGGAGCAUAUGGUGAGAACCUCGCUAUGGGUUACUCCAGCUUCACCAAGGCUAUCAAUGGCUGGUACGGUGAGGUUUCUUCGUACGAUUUCAAGAAGCCUGGCUUCGGUGGCACCACUGGUCACUUUACUCAGGUUGUCUGGAAGGCCACCACUGAAGUUGGUUGUGGUGUGACUACAUGUGCCAACUACGGAAAUGCCAGACUUUACACUUGCUCUUACCGUCAACCCGGAAACAUGGUCGGCAACAACAACCUCUACUUCACCCAGAAUGUCCUUCCUCUUGUCACCAAAUAG